Lemur catta (Ring-tailed lemur) is the source of this 1580-nucleotide messenger RNA. It is a transcript of the gene ACTRT3, whose product is annotated as actin related protein T3. Bases 43 to 1389 code for a protein of 448 amino acids. The transcript has 2 exons. The record is from RefSeq and is a predicted model, not a curated record. Lineage: Eukaryota; Metazoa; Chordata; Mammalia; Primates; Lemuridae.
ACUUUGGUGGGAAAGCCGAGUUUUCCGCCAUUGUGGGUAGGGAUGGCCCAGCCCCUGGGAGAAGCAGUCGCGGGCGGUACCACGGGGCUCACCGGGCGCCCAGAGAGCCCGGGGGCCUGGGGCUCUCCCGCCGCCGGCCCGAGCCAGCCGGGCGCAGGCCUCACCGCGCCGGGCCGGGGCCUCUGUGACGUGGCGUUGCCGACCGUAGGCCCUGGCAGAGCCCGCAGUCUGAGCGGCCCGGCGACAGGAGGCGGCGACGCCGGCGGCGGCAUGAGCUUCUACCAGCUACCGGUGGUGAUCGACAACGGCUCGGGAGUGAUCAAAGCGGGCCUGGCGGGGAGCCGGGAGCCCCAGUCUGUCUACCCGAACAUUAUGGGCCGCGCCAAGGGCCAAGGCUGGGCGGCCGAAGGCGAGCACGAGCUGUACGUGGGCGAGCAGGCGCAGGCCAGGAGAAGCGCGCUGUCCGUCAGCUACCCAGUGGAGCGUGGUCUCAUUACUUCCUGGGGGGACAUGGAGAUCAUGUGGAAGUAUAUCUAUGACUAUAACCUGAAGCUAAAGGCGUGUGAUGGCCCAGUCUUGAUUACCGAGCCAGCACUGAACCCACUGGCCAACCGGCAACGGAUCACUGAAGUGUUUUUUGAGCAUCUGGGUGUUCCUGCCUUCUAUAUGUCCAUCCAGGCUGUGCUGGCUCUCUUUUCUGCAGGCUUCACUACUGGCCUUGUGUUGAAUUCGGGUGCUGGUGUUACCCAGUGUGUGCCAAUCUUUGAGGGUUACUGUCUGCCUCAUAGUGUCCAGCAACUAGAUCUGGCAGGCCUUGACCUCACCAGCUAUCUCACCAUACUCCUGAAGAACCAUGGUAUCAUGCUGCUUACUGCUGCAGACAGAAAGACUGUUGCAGAAAUUAAGGAGACCUCUUGUUAUGUGGCAAUGAACUAUGAAGAGGAAAUGGCCAAGAAACCUGACUUGAUAGAGAAAAUUUACAGACUACCUGAUGGGAAGAUUUUCAAGCUCCAUGACGAACUCUUUUGUUGUCCAGAAGCCCUCUUCUCUCCCUGUCUCAUGAGCCUUGAGGCCCCUGGCAUUGAUAAGAUGUGCUUCAGCAGCAUAAUGAAAUGUGAUACGGAUCUGAGGAAUUCCUUCUUCUCCAAUAUUCUUCUUGCUGGGGGAUCAACCUGUUUCCCUGGUUUUGACAAGCGGCUAGUUAAGGAUAUAGCAAAGGUGGCUCCUGCCAACACCCCAGUGCAGGUUACAGCUCCCCCAGAAAGGAAAAUGUCAGUGUGGAUGGGAGGUUCUAUUCUUGCAUCCCUGUCUGCUUUCCAGGACAUGUGGAUCACUGCUGCAGAAUUUAAAGAAGUUGGACCCAACAUAGUACACCAAAGAUGCUUCUGAAAUACAAACGAAAUUGUUAGAAGAACAUGUUUUGCAUGUAUGUGACAGAAAACUUUGGAUAUUAUGUUUCUGGGAGAACAGAAAAUACUUCAAUUAUUGGGAUGUGCAUGUCUCUGUUGCUUUUGUAUAAUGGGGGGGAUAAUAAUGGUGAAGCAGUCAAACAACAGAUGUUUAUUGAGCAGAACCAAGUU